Molecule: messenger RNA, 1038 nt
Organism: Ostreococcus tauri
Lineage: Eukaryota; Viridiplantae; Chlorophyta; Mamiellophyceae; Mamiellales; Bathycoccaceae
Product: ATPase, V0 complex, subunit d
Exons: 8
Coding region: 1-1038 (345 amino acids)
Biological process (GO): vacuolar acidification; proton transmembrane transport; vacuolar transport
Cellular component (GO): vacuolar proton-transporting V-type ATPase complex; proton-transporting V-type ATPase, V0 domain
Molecular function (GO): proton-transporting ATPase activity, rotational mechanism
Source: RefSeq, a predicted model, not a curated record
AUGUUCAAUCGUAAGCACGGCUUUUCUGAAGCCUUUGUGCGAGGCUGCCACUCAAAGCGACUGAGCAAACGAGACUACGAGGAACUUGGCCGUUGUGACUCGUUGGAGGACGUAAAAACUUAUCUGGAGUCCAUCAGUGACUAUUCCGAUUAUCUCCGCAACGUCCAACCGCCUGUAAAACCAGAGGACAUCGUCGCGUGCUGCAAGAGGAGGCACGUUAAGGAGUUUAACACGUGCCAACACCAGGCAUCACCACCACUUUCUACUUUCCUGGAAUACUUGACGUAUGGUCACAUGAUCGAUAACUUAAUGCUGGCGCUGAACGGAAUGCUGCAUGGGCGAAGUUCGGAGGAGAUACUCGACAAGUGUAGUCCGAUAGGACUGUUUGAUUCACUUCCGUCCGUGGUAAUAUCUGGCAACGUUCAGGAACUCUACAGAUUAGUUUUAGUUGAUACCCCUCUCGCGAAAUAUCUUAGUGGCGCUGUCAGUGCGGCAGAUCUUGAUGAGUUGAAUGUUGAACUCAUUAGAAAUGUUUUAUACAAGGAGUACCUUCAAGACUUCAUGAAAUUUUGCUCGACUCUAGACUUACGAACGAAUGAGUUAAUGAAGAAUCUACUAGAUCUUGAGGCUGAUCGUCACGCUAUAAGAAUCACGGUAAACUCUUUUGGGACGGAACUGUCCAAAAGUGUUCGGACCACUCUUUACACCAACUUUGGUACUAUGCACCCAGAUGGAUUUGUCCGUCUCGCAACUUGUGAGACGGUGGAUGAGGUGAAGCAAGUUUUGGUGACGUAUCCAGGAUUCCACGAAGUGGCAGCAAAAGACGACGCUCACGAUGUAGAUCGGGGCCUUCGUAUACUUGAACUAGAAAGCUGUCAGCGUGUGCUUGCUGAGCAGUUCAAUUUAGCUGCGUUCUACGCCUUUUCGAAGUUCCAGGAAAAUGAAUUGAGUAACCUAAUGUGGUUAACUGAGUGCAUUGCACAAAGGCAAAAAAGUAGUUUAGGUGAAGGGCUAAUCUGCAUCGAUACUCAUCUUUAG